Aspergillus pseudonomiae is the source of this 1125-nucleotide messenger RNA. RefSeq lists its product as uncharacterized. The record is from RefSeq and is a predicted model, not a curated record. NCBI's taxonomy places the organism in Eukaryota, Fungi, Ascomycota, Eurotiomycetes, Eurotiales, Aspergillaceae. The coding region runs from base 1 to 1125 and encodes 374 amino acids. The transcript is spliced from 4 exons.
AUGGAGCCCGGCCGCAACACUGGUGAGGCUAGAACACCAACACUCGCUGAGCGUGCACGAAAAACUGUCACCCGCACUCGAGGCUUUGUCCACGAUUCUAGACAGAAUGUUGCCAGCGGUGCUCGAACUGUUGGCCACAAUAUUCGGAUGGCAGUUGGGCGUGCGGCUGAGCGCAUGGUCGACAACCUGCAUGUGCUCUUCCCUGGACUUAUCCGUCACCCGGUAGGAAGCUAUCUAAAGAGGGCUUACGGCGAGUUUACAGUACUUGAAUUAAGGGAUGGGGUGCCAUACCGAAACAUCACAGCCCAAUCAGAGUCGCGCAAAAUUGUCACUUCUUUCCUGCGGUCCCUGAGGCUCUCCUAUCGUUUCAUACCAGAUGUCCAGGGAGAACCUUGGUAUCUAGAUGUAGCGGAUAACAUAAAUCGUCUCGUAGCUGAAGCAGGACAAAUACCCUAUCCAGGCGGCGACAGGUUCCAACCCACCUUAGACCUUUGGCUGAGUAGGAUCCCAUUCUUAGUCAAUAUAGUCCAGCGGGAAGCAGGAAGAAAGAUCAUAGAUUCCCUGGGUUUUCCAGAUGCAGAGCCACUUCUAACGAUGGUCCUUCCGGAGGCCAAUCAAACGAUCCAGGCAGACGUCACCGUGGGGGACACGCGAUAUCGACUCCAGUGCCAGGUUGACUAUGUGCUGUGGUACGGGUUCAAGGCCGACGCCGACAUGCUCUUAAUCAUCAUCACGCCAAAGGCCAUGGAUGAAGUCCGAUUCGCGGCGCCACUUGCAGCUAUGUCGUUGGUUUAUCAUCUUCGGAAAGCCGCUGGUCGGAAUGCGGAAAUCUACGGCCUUUAUACAGAUGCCCGGGACUUUUAUUUCUACCAUAUCGAUAAUCGGGGACGGUACUCAACACAACCCUAUGUCGGGGGAGAUAGACGUCUUUUUUAUGCCUGCCGGAUGCUGGUGAAAAUAUUCGGCCAAGGAUAUGCAUUGGCUAGAGCCAUGAAAUUGACUCCAGGGUUCGCCCGGAUGACAGAACUCCAAGUGGAACGAACUGACGACACUGUCUACGACCCCAUACACCAGAUCAUGGUAGAUCUGCGCAUGCCCCACCCCCACCCAGACGUCGCAGGGUAG